AUGUCUGCCUUCGAAGAGCUCGGUGUGUGUCCAGAGAUCAUCAAGGCGAUCGAGGAAGAUGAGUGGCUCUUGCCGACGCCCGUGCAGGCGGACGCCAUCCCCUUGAUUCUAGGCGGAGGCGACGUCUGUGCUGCAGCAGAGACCGGCAGCGGAAAGACUGGCGCCUUCGGCCUUCCCGCGCUGCAAGUCGUCCACGAGGCUCUGCGUGCGACUGCUCAAGCCAAGGCUGCGUCGAAAAACUCGAGUAAAAAUGCGCAGGGCUGCGUACUCGACGAGGCCGCGCGAGAUCUGCAGGUCUGCCUCGGCGAAGGCGCGACGCGCUGCAGCUGCGCAGAUUCGCGCGGAUGGCGGGGCGUCCGCGGAACAGCGGCCGUGCUCAGCGGCAAGUAUAUGUACGAAGUCGAGAUCGUCGGACCUGGCUUGGUGCGCGCGGGCUGGGCGAGCCGCCUGGGCAGCUACGAGAUCGGCAAAGACGACAAAUCCUUCGGCUUUGGGGGCACGGGCAAAAAGAGUUGGAAUGCGCGCUUCGAGGACUACGGGACUCAGUUCGGGCAGGGCGACGUUGUGGGGUGUCUCCUCGACCGCAGCGAGCCGGGGCGAGGGACAGUCUCAUUCGCGGUCAACGGCCGCUUUUUGGGCGAGGCCUUUGUGCUGCCGCGAGAGCUGCAGAACUCAGCACUCCUUCCAGCGGUCUGCGGGAAGAACUUUGAUGUGCGCUGCCGCUUCGGCGAGCUGGAGUUUCCUUUCGAGGGCUUUGCGCCUGUGGAGACGAUAUCCGGCGCGGACGACGCGCGGAGUCUGUCGGCCGCGGGGGUCGGCUCAAAAGAGAAAGGCGGCGUCCAGUGUCUGAUCCUCGAGCCGACGCGCGACCUCGCGAUGCAGACCUACAAGUGCCUAGAGCGAUUCGGGAGGUACCUGGAGGCGCCGGCAAUUCAAGUCGCGCUCUGCUGCGGCGGCGGAGACGACCGAGAGCAGCGCGAGCAGCUGUCGCGAGGAUGCCACAUCGUUGUGGGCACUUUGCAGAAGGUGAAGGAUUUGGUGCAGCGCGGCAUGCUGUCGUUGAAGGCCCUCAAGUUUCUGAUUCUCGACGAAGCUGACGAGCUCGUCAAGUUCGACGCGCUCGCCGACAUCGUCAAACUGAAGCGCGCGGCGACCGCGGCGGGAGGAGGCUUCUCUCCGCGCGUCCAGGUCCUCUUCUUCUCCGCGACGCUGCACACGGAGGAAGUCCGUCGCGCCAUCGAGACGCUCACAGACAAGCCCUCCUGGGUCGACUUGAAGGGCAAAGCGACGAUUCCAGACACGGUGCAUGCCGUCGUGUGCCCAGUCAUCCCGGAAGAUGAAAUUCGCUUCAAAAGCCCGAGUCUCGGCCGCCUGGAGCCGCACACAGACGGCGUCCACGGUCCUGCCGCGUCGCUCGCGCGCCAGAGUCGCGCGUUUGCCUCGCAGCGCGCGAAGGAGAUAAAACCUCACCUUGUGGCGGCGCUGGCAGACGCCUUCAAGAUGGAGGCCUGUCUAGUCUUCUGCAGAACAAACCUCGACUGCGACAACCUGGAGCAGUUCCUAACGGCGCUCGGCGGCGGGCGGAGGUUCGCAGGCAAGGCCGAGUCUGGAAAGGAGAAUCCCUAUUCAUGCGUCGUGCUCGCCGGCAUGCGGAGUCAAGAAGAACGAAACAAAAACCUCGCGCACUUCAAGGCGGGCGACGUUCGCUUCCUCAUCUGCACCGACGUGGCCGCGCGCGGCAUUGACAUUCACGAACUGCCUUUCCUCAUCAUGACUACGCUGCCCGACGACCCCGAUCUCUUCUUCCACCGCGUCGGGCGCGUGGGACGAGCUGACCGCAUGGGACUGGCCGUUUGCCUCGCCUCCACGGCGCAGGAACAAGUCUGGUAUCACCGAUGCCCGAACCGCGGGCGAGGAUGCCACAACACGCGUCUGAUUACGGAGGGCGGAUGCACGAUCUGGUACGAUGAACCAGCGUGUCUCAAAGCUAUCGAAGAACGCGUCGGUGCAGGGCUGCCCCGGAUGGAUCCCGCGAACUUCUGCGCCCCAGGCAUCGCCGACCCCCUGGGCAUCCUCAGGGACUCACCAGACGACAAUAUUCGGCGCCGCAAAGCGACGGGAGGAGUCGCGUCGGAUUCGGCGGGCGCCUCCGCGGCCGCGGCCGCGAGCAGCGCCGUGAUUUACGGCAAGGCGCGGAACGACCAGAAUCUCCUCUCCACGUUGAAGCAUCUUCAGGAGAUCGCGGGCGCAGUGACCGAGCUGGCGAAGUUGGAGAGCGCAAUUCAGCGCGAGUUCGUCACGCUCGCCGCGCGCGGUAUUUGA
Molecule: messenger RNA, 2322 nt
Organism: Besnoitia besnoiti
Lineage: Eukaryota; Apicomplexa; Conoidasida; Eucoccidiorida; Sarcocystidae
Product: putative ATP-dependent RNA helicase DDX1
Exons: 20
Coding region: 1-2322 (773 amino acids)
Molecular function (GO): protein binding; ATP binding; RNA helicase activity
Source: RefSeq, a predicted model, not a curated record